Molecule: messenger RNA, 342 nt
Organism: Bacidia gigantensis
Lineage: Eukaryota; Fungi; Ascomycota; Lecanoromycetes; Lecanorales; Ramalinaceae
Exons: 2
Coding region: 1-342 (113 amino acids)
Biological process (GO): fatty acid beta-oxidation
Cellular component (GO): mitochondrion
Molecular function (GO): enoyl-CoA hydratase activity
Source: RefSeq, a predicted model, not a curated record
AUGGAGAUGGUGUUGACUGGAAGGGAGGUGGGUGCGGAGGAGGCGAGGGAGUGGGGAUUGGUUAAUGCAGUCGCUGAUGGGGGAAAGGGGGAGGGGGUUGUGGAUAUGGCGAUUGAAUGGGCGAAGGAGAUUGCGGGGAAUAGUCCUGAUAGUGUGGUUGUUAGUAAGGAGGGUGUGCAGAGCGCAUGGGAUGGAGGGGGCGUGGAGGAGGCGACUGAGAGUUUGGAGAGGGGGAUCUAUGAGGACCUGGUUGGGGGAGAAAAUUAUGGGGAGGGCUUGAGGGCCUUUAGUGAGAAGAGGCGACCGAGGUGGGGGAAUAAAUGGUUCGAUCCAUAUGAUUGA